UCACUUGAAGUCCAUUGUAACUAGUCUAUGUUAGCACUUACUUUCUAAAGUUCCCUCACAAUCUCUCAAUAUAGUUGAAGUUUUCAGAAUCUCAUGCUAUCUUUCCCACUCUAAAGUAUAAGAUGGCAUUUGAAUUGGAUCAGGACUGAAUUCACAAGUAUUAAUUAUGGAAACUGCCACUGCUAAAGAGUGUAAAAUGGUCUCCUCCUAUCAGCCAUCAUGUCUGGGGACAACAGCUCCAGCCUGACCCCAGGAUUCUUUAUCUUGAAUGGCAUUCCUGGGCUGGAAGCCACACACACCUGGAUCUCCCUGCCAUUCUGCUUUAUGUACAUCAUUGCUGUUGUGGGGAACUGCGGGCUCAUCUACCUCAUCAGUCAUGAAGAGGCCCUGCACCGGCCCAUGUAUUACUUCCUGGCCCUGCUCUCCUUCACUGAUGUCACCUUGUGCACCACCACAGUACCUAAUAUGCUGUGCAUAUUCUGGUUCAACCUCAAGGAGAUUGACUUUAAUGCCUGCCUGGCCCAGAUGUUUUUUGUCCAUAUGCUGACAGGGAUGGAGUCUGGGGUGCUCAUGCUCAUGGCCCUGGACCGCUUUGUGGCCAUCUGCUACCCCUUACGUUAUGCCACCAUCCUUACCAACACUGUCAUCGCCAAGGCUGGUUUUGCCACUUUCUUGAGGAAUGUGACACUCAUCAUCCCAUUCACUUUCCUCACCAAGCGCCUAUCCUAUUGCCGGGAGAAUUUCAUCCCCCACACCUAUUGUGACCACAUGUCUGUGGCCAAGGUAUCCUGUGGCAAUUUCAAGGUCAAUGCUAUUUAUGGUCUGAUAGUUGCUCUCCUGAUUGGUGUAUCUGACAUCUGCUGUAUCUCUGUAUCUUACACUAUGAUUUUGCUGGCUGUUAUGAGUCUGUCAUCAGCAGAUGCUCGUCACAAAGCCUUCAGCACCUGUACAUCUCACAUGUGUGCCAUUGUGAUCACCUAUGUUCCUGCUUUUUUCACUUUUUUCACUCAUCGUUUUGGAGGACACAAUAUCCCUCACCACAUACACAUCAUCGUGGCCAACCUUUACCUGCUACUGCCUCCUACCAUAAACCCAAUUGUUUAUGGAGUUAAGACCAAACAGAUUCGGGAAGGUCUAAUUAAAUUUUUACUUGGAGACAAGUUUAGCUUUACUUAUGAUAAAUGAAACAUAGACUAGACAUACUGUUUGAAUUGGGAAGAAAAUAAUGGAGACAAAAUUUCAUAAAAGAUGGGAAUAAAAUGGCAUUAAAAUCACGACAUGCAAUUUACCCAUGUGACAAACUUGAACAUGUACCCAUUAAACCUAAAAGUAGAAAUAAAAAAUCAAAAUAAAGACAAAUUCAUAAGUCACAAUAAUGUAUCAGUUUUCUGAAGUCUCUGCAAAUAUAUGAAUUCCUGUGUGUUGGGAGUGGGGCAAAGAUCUGCCAAAUCAGAGAAUGCAGAAUAAAGAAGUAAUAUACUAAUUACUUAAAGAGUUGAUGCUUUUCCUAAGCAUUUAUUGACUCACAUGUCUGUGAGACCAGAAAGGUAAUAAAAUGAGGACAGUAAACCUGGUGACAAUCUAUGCAUUGUGUAUAAGAAAGGGAGGCUAUACAAACAUGGGACACGUUCAUCCUCUCCAUGAAGAAUAAAUUCUACUCAGAUCAAGUGCAUUGUUGCCAUAGGGAAUGAAUAAAGUACAUGGUAUACACAGUGGAAUACUAUUUUUCUUUUUUAAAAAAUCACUAUUUGGUGAUAAAAAGAAUGAA
Messenger RNA from Cebus imitator (Panamanian white-faced capuchin), 1768 nucleotides. RefSeq names its product olfactory receptor 52N2. The record is from RefSeq and is a predicted model, not a curated record. Lineage: Eukaryota; Metazoa; Chordata; Mammalia; Primates; Cebidae. Gene Ontology annotation, molecular function: G protein-coupled receptor activity; olfactory receptor activity. Gene Ontology annotation, cellular component: membrane. The transcript is spliced from 2 exons. Bases 220 to 1185 code for a protein of 321 amino acids. Gene Ontology annotation, biological process: G protein-coupled receptor signaling pathway.